AAUUGAUGAAAAUAAUUCAAGUACUGAAAUUGACUCAAUAGAUUCAGAAGACUUUCAUGAAGCUAGUUUAGAAGAAGAUAUAAAUAAUACAAUUAUUGAUAAUAAAUCACAAUAUCCUAAUGAUAUUUAUUAA
Molecule: messenger RNA, 133 nt
Organism: Funneliformis mosseae
Lineage: Eukaryota; Fungi; Glomeromycota; Glomeromycetes; Glomerales; Glomeraceae
Source: the annotation of a GenBank genome assembly